GUCAAAAUCGGCAGUUUCAGAGAGGAGGGAGUUGUUGGGGCCUUUGAAUGGAGUAAACGUGGACCAAGAGUAUGCUUGGAUGGUGUUGAACGUUGCAAUAACAAUUGUCAGGUGUGCUUUGCUGAAGCAAAGCAAGGACACUUCAGAUUAUAAUAGGAUCCUCAAUUUGGUCAAUGAAGCCUCCCCCUGGUUCAAGGUUUUAGAAGUUAAUGCACAUGAUAAAAUGCUUCAGAUGCUUCUGGAGUAUUUGAGCGGAAUUGCUUUGUUUCUGGCUAAGGAUUCAGUGCGCUUUGGUUGGCAUUUAGUGCGCAGGUUUUGCGAACAAAUAUUUGAUCUGUAUAGAGGAUCAUCUGAGAGAGAUGAAGUGUGGAAGUUUGCAAGUAAUAUAUGUUCUUCUCUCUUUGCACAACAACAAGCUUCUGAUACUGUAGAAUUUUUAAAAUUUGUACUGGAAUCGAUGUCCAAUGAAAGCAAGGAUGGCAGUGAGAGCACUAUAAUAAAAUAUCUGGAACUAAUAGGUUAUUCUGCAAAUGAGUGUCGAAUAAUAACAAGUAUUUCUAGUGAUGUUGCAAUGCACUUUGAAGAACUAUCCCUUAAUCUUACAAGAAAAUUAAAUAAAUCAGUGGAUCCCGAUCAGGGCGGGUCUAUUGCCGGAUGGAUUAUUGGGAUUUAUGCAACUAGUUUGUCUAUCCUUCAUUUUGCAUCUCACUCUACCAUCCAAGGAAACACGAAAGAUGGAUCUGCAUCAAGGAUUUUGCUUAGUCAAGGGGACAAUAUUCAGAAAUUGAAAUCUUUGCUCAAUUUAUUGAAACAUGGCUUAGAUAUUGGCAUCAAACAGAGUAACUCACCACAUAAACAUGUUCUAUUCCUACCAUCAUAUUUUGAUGCCUUAAAAUUCUUAUGCCAUCCUCUAGCUCAGUUGAUUAAUUCUGAACAAGGGGAGAAGUUUACAGAAAUGGAAAGUCUAUAUAUUUUCCAGGAUGCCCUGAGUCAAUACUGCCAUGUGUUUAUCCAAUGCCACAGCGGACCUUCCAGCAAGCACAAGGAAUGUGAUGAGAAAAGUAGAAACAUACAUGUAGCUGUAGCUGCCUUUUCACUCUCUUUGAGAACAAAGCACAAUAUGGAGGAAAAUGUCAAGUUUCUAGAAUAUUUCAUUCAGAGUGAUAUUCACAUCAAUAGGCUUAAGUAUCUAUGUACAUAUGUUUACAAUGUUGCUGUUAUAUCUUACAACAGCAAACAAAUGAUAGAGGCUUCCAAGGCUUUAAAGUUAUAUAGCAAAGCAUCUUCAGCAUGCAUCUUAAGGAGCUGUGAAAAGUUUUCACACAUAUCAAAUGAGCUUCAAAAUGAAUUGUCAGAAGAUUUUAUGAUAGGAUUCAUUAAUAAAGCAUUUGCCAAAAUUGCUAACCUUUUGGAUCUACUCUACCAUAGUUGUAGCAGUAAUGAGGUUGAGGAGAUUCUCAUUGAUUGCCUCAAAAGCUGGUCGGUGGCAAAAUGCUUGCUUGGCACACUUCCAGGUCCCACUGUUAUUGUGAAACAAUCCGUUAAGAUAAGACUGGAACUCCCCAAGGAUGUGGAUAUAGAGGAAGAUGCCACAUUGUUAUACCCUAUAUUAUCAUCUUCAGAAGAAUUUAGAGGAACUGUAGGAUUAAUACUAGAGGAGGAGCUUCAAGCAUAUAAAGAUUUGAUAAGUAUGAACCAAAGUUUAUGUCAGAAAAUGAGACUGAAGAUCAUCAGCAUUCUUUUAGAAAAAGUAUAUGCUACAGAGGACACUUACUUGCAGAAAUCUAGAGUUCUUAUUGCCAAAUCUGAGGUGUUAAGAGGUCAAGGACUUUGUCAUGAUUGUAUUUGGUGUCUAUCUGAAGCAAUAUCUACAAUGGAAAAGCAUUUUGCGGCAAAAGAAAGAGAAGGUGAAAAAAAUAGCUGCACGGAUUCAGCUUGCGAUAUAGUUGCUCGGGCAUAUUGCAUACGUGCACUAUGUACCAAUGAGAUUGAACCAAACUCAAAGCUGCUCUAUGAAGAUAUUUAUGCUGCAGUUAGAGUGUUAAUGAGCCCUCAUGUGUGCCAUCCAUCUGGUCAGUGUAAUAUGUUGUCAGAAGCCAUGUUGAAUUUGCUCUAUCAGAUUAUUGAUUUAUUAUCAAUUAAGGGAAACUUGGAAUCUCAUAUUGAAAUUUUUGAGGUGAUCAUACAGUUAUCUAAACUGAAAAAGAUUCCACUAGAGAUAUUGUUGUCAUGGCUAUGGAAACAUAGAAGACUUAGUCAUGCUCUCUGUGCUUUGCCUGUUAACGAUAUUUUCAUCGAAGCAUUAUCAAAACAUUGUGGUGAAGUUGUCAAUUCCUUAGAAUACUGGACAAAUUGUCUGAAGGCAUCACAACCAUUACUAGUUGGGUUUCAUCAGAGCUUCCAUGCGGUUUUCUCUCUUUCUUCUCAAAAUCCGUGUAACUAUAACGGAUUCCUACAAUCAGAUGUUUCAGAUAAUAAAGUGAAUCUCACUGCAUUAGAUCUUCCUUCCAGUGUUCCUCUAUCAAGUGAUUCAGCUUUCCUUUCAGCAUAUCUCUAUUAUGACUUGAGUGAAAGAUUAAUUCAAAGCGGACAACUAACUGAAGCCUUUUCGUAUGCAAAAGCAUCAUACCGUUUAUGAGAAGCCCUUCUAAAUAGGAAGUUCCUGUAUCACAUUGAGAAGCAGAAUGGGAACGACCAUCUUGCAUCAUUCCAAAUAUAUGAUUCAGUUGCUACAGAAGCUUUGUUUUGUGAAAGUCUUUCUUUUGAUUCAGAAAGCUGCAUGCUCACUCCUUGGAAUGUGCUCCAAUGCUAUCUUGAAAGCACUCUACAGGUUGGAAUCAUUAGUGAGAUUCUUGGAAAUGAAGAUGUGGCCAAAGAUUAUCUACAGUCGGGAAAAGUCAUGUCGUGCUCUCAGAGCUUGCCACUUUUCAUAGUUUCAUUUUCUUGCAUUAUAGGUCAAAUUUACAUUAAACAGGAGCUAUGGGAGAUGGCUGAAAAGGAAACUCAAGCAGCUAAGAAAGCGUUGGCUGAUAGUUUCGGUGCAUCUUCUUGCAAGUGCAGAGCUGUUUUUGAAGUUACUAUUGAUAAGCUUUUUGGAGAUAUAUACAGAAAGCGGUUUUGUAGUGAUCUAGAAAAUUCUAUCUCAAAGGAGUUAACACUUGCUAAAGAGAAUUACAAGUCUGCCAUUGACAAGUUGGCUCUCUCUGAACGAAAUAAUUUUUUUAGUGGUCGCAAGGUAGUUGAUUCUAAGCAUGCCAAGCACAAAGCUAAUUCACUUUCUUAUCAUGCAACUGCUCAUUCAAUUGUGGAUGAGGUUUCAACAAAGUGUAGGAAACACGAAAAUGCAAUCGAGACUGUAAUUAUUAGGAAGGGUAAGGACUUAGAAUCUGGCAUAAGGUUGACCAGAUCUAGAUAUCGUUCUCUAAAUAAAAGCUGCGAAACUGUGCAUGCACAGUCUGAUACUGCUAUGGAGUUGAACUCCACUUGCUACAGACUGAACUGUUGGCACUAUCUUACUCUUGAGGCUCUUCAUUCUGGGUGUAUGAGCAGUUUCAUAUGCUUUAAAUGGGAGCUUAUUCGAAGAAAUCUCUUACAGCAGAUGUUAAUUAGCUUAGGAAAAUGCUCCUGUCUAUGCGAUGAGAACCAUGAGGCUCAUAAGGUCUUUCUUCAAAGUGUAUAUUUGCUCACUAGAGAUCCAUCAUGCCCCCAAUAUUCUUCUCUUUCUUUUGUUUCCUUGCUCGACCAGGUGGAAAAGAAUAAUUGGUCAAAGUUAUUUGCAGUUCAUCAUGCAGAAAUGCUUUAUUACAUUUGCUGGUCAGCUUUGAAAAGUAAUUAUUGCAAAGCGACUAGGAAACUAUCCUGUAAAAGUAAUUGUGACUUUUCUUCUGUGAAUAUAUCAAAGAUAGUCUAUUGGUUGAAAGUAGCCUUUAUUCAGAGCCGUGAGGUUCCUUUACAUUUUCAAAAGGUAUCGAGGCUGCUUGCUACAGUCUAUGUACUUUCAACAUCCAUCAAGAAUCUCGCUGUACCAUCUCACAGUGUAGUCUCUGAAAGGCAAUGGGCAUCAUUCUUCCAUCAAGCCUCACUUGGUGCUCAUUUCAACCUGCAGCUCUUCUCAACCCUAAAGAAGCAGCAUAAUGGACAAGAUAUUUCAGAUUUUAAGCUCUCAAAAACUCUGUAAAUUGGAGCGUUCUCUAUCAUUGGUAUCAUUGGAGCGCGAUUCCUGUUGCCUGUAAAUGGUUGUUACGCUCACAAAUAUGGAAAGCAGAUUAGAUCCGAUUGAGCAGAAGCUGGAAUGCAACAGUAAGGAACUGCGAAACAUUAACAAGACGAUUGCGGAGAUGCGCAAUUUAAUGGUCCAGCAGAAUGACAGUCGUUCGUUAGCCGCUGUUUCCAGUUCGCAGUCGCGAACUUCGUCUCACAGUUCGCAGUCGUGAACCGUUUCUCUGAGUUAGCAGGUUUGGUCGCAAACCUCUUCUCCCAGUAAGCCAGCUUCAUCGCAAGCAGAAUAUUCCCGUCCGCAGGUGUCAGCGCUUGCCAAUCCUCCCAGUUCGCAUGUUCCGCCGCGAGCAACUUUUCACUGUUCACAGGCUUCAACGUUCCUCAAGGAGUUAUGGGUCUGCGGCAACCUUCCUCUGAAGAUGCGUUCACUGAGGAUGACGAUGAACGCUAGGAGCAAUCUACAGUUGCCAUUAGACCUGAAGGUAGCGCAAUUGCUCGAUUCCUCACUCGUAACACUUCCUCCAAGUACUGCUUGUGUUGGAAAAUCCAUAAUUUCUUCCCAGCUUGUACAGAAGACAAACUUGCCAAAUGUCUUAAGGUCUGAAAUGAUGUACCAAUUACUGUGGACAUCAACUGAAGCACCUGUGUCAUCAACUCCUAUAGGGGCAUGCAAUUUCAACUUCUCUGAUGAACUAAUAAUUGAAUUGUUCAGAGAAUGCAGAGUGAUUAGGAGAGGUCUGACUGGUGAUUUAGACAAGUCAAGGAAAGAGGGAAAACCCAUAAUAAUUAAGGAGAUGCAUUUAGAUCCCAGCUUUUUGAAUAACUGUGAUAUGAAAAACAAACUCCAGUCUUUUGAGGAGAAGGCAUUUGAUGAAAUUCACCAAUUGAAAGCUGUAGAUGCAGCCGCCUGUUGACCUCAAGCCUAUAAAUUGCCCUCUCAGAAAGUUAUGUUCAGUCAACAUAUGUUUUUCCUGUCGGAAGAUCCCGCUUUGCCAAUUUCUUUUUCUGUGGGUAGAAGAUCAGCUGCUGUUUUCUUGUUGCUUGUGAGUGGCACCCUACAGGGAAACUGUCAGAUUCUGUCUUGAUUCUUCCAUCCUCCAGCAUCAGCAACAAAGAUUGAAUGAUCUUGAUUCCUUAUAUAUGUUGACUAUUGGGUUGGAAAUCGCUCUUGAAGUUCAGUCUCUAGUCAGGGUGUUGGAAUGUGGUGCUAAGAACAUGAAUUGCUAUCCGUUGAUCAUGUACCGGGACAGUCUUGUGUCAACACCACCUCCUAAUGAUUGAAUGAUCUUAAUUACCGAUUGCUCGACACAUGUUAAUAAAUGAAAGUGAAUUGGCCACGUUGAACGGAAUGCCAUUCUCAAAAAAAAAAUCUACCAACAUCUAAAUAGCACUGCCAGCUUGCUUCGUUUUCACCCGCAGGAAUUUCCUUCUGAUUGUCACCUUUGACGUCAGUGACAAAUCUAUUAAGAGGGCCCCGGAUGCCUCGUUGGGUAUUGCUACCACCACUUGAAUCUCCUCCGUAUGGGUUCACACUGAUAAUAUGAACCACUAUUAAUAACCUCCUCACGAUCUCUGUCUCGGACUGCUUGUGUUUUCUCGUUCAACUUCAGAAGGUCUAACAUCUCCUGUUUUACAUUAUCCGGAACAGACGGACACAGUCUUACAUUUUUCCUGGUGCAGGGUUGUUGUAGCUCAAAUGACGAUCAGAGAAAACACAGCACACUCUGGAAUGCACCUGGAUCAGUUGACAAUCUUGAAGAUUUUGUUCUAAAAUAUUUUGAAAGCUUACCUUCUGCUACAGUGGUUUGUAUUAGCUUCAUCGCUGGUACUCUUGCCACUUUGCUGGGUCAGCUGUUAUGCCGCCCUUCUCCUAUUCAAUCAUGGAUACUUUUGUCACGGAUGAGUUCCACAAAUAAUCCUGUUUUAGUAGUUCUUCCUAUAAAUUCAGUUUUAAAAGACACCGAGGAACUAUGCUCCAGCGUUUCCGUUCAAGCCAGUGAUUUUACUAAGCAGUGGCAUUGCAAUUGGGCAUCAUCUUGUGUAAUUAAUAAUGUGGCCCCAUUAUUUAGGGACAUAUUGGAAAAGAGUUACUUGUGCUCAGAGGUUGGUCCUGAUACAUCAGAAAGCACAACUUUAUGGUGGAAGUCAAGGAGGCAACUUGAUGAGUCCCUUGCCAGGUUUUUGCAGGAUUUAGAGGAACUAUGGCUGGGUCCUUGGAAAUACUUACUUUUGGGUGAGUUGUCCGGAUGUGAGCUCCUGGAUUCAUCUUUGAUGAAUGUAGUUGAACAUUUAAAACUUGAAAACAAAUCGGAUGUUGAUAUGGCUCUUCUCAAGAUAGUUCUUGGAGGCGCUAAUCAUGCAGUUGAGAAAGAUGACUGCAUUUGUCAGCUGCUUUUAACUAAUGGAUGCCACAUAGGUGGACAUGGUGAUGGUACAUGUCAACCAUUAUCCAAAAGUUGCACAUAUUCAGAAGCAGUAUAUAAAACAAUAUUUGAUGCGGCUGACAAGCUGGAAGGCUCUGGAUGCAUAAACCGAAAGCCAAGCAUUCUCAUUUUAGACUUUGAUUUGCAGAUGCUUCCAUGGGAGAACCUGCCAAUAUUAAGAGAUCAAGAGGUUUACCGGAUGCCUUCUGUUGGUGCCAUCAAUGCAACACUAGUCAAACGCUGCCUCCACCAAGAAGCUAUCGAAAAGGGGAAUCUGUUGAACUCCAUCCCAUUAGUUGAUCCCCUAGAUGCGUAUUAUGUCUUGAACCCUGAUGGUGAUCUUAGCUUCACCCAGGCUACAUUUGAGGGCUGGUUUAAUGAUAAAAACUUUGAGGGUACGAGCGGAGUUGCGCCCACCGUUGACGAACUGACUGGAGCCUUGAAGAGACAUGACCUAUUUCUUUAUUUUGGGCAUGGAAACGGCAUGCAAUACAUCCCUGCAGACAAAAAAAAAGAUCUAGAAACUUGCUCGGCUUGCCUACUAAUGGGAUGCAGCAGCGGAUCACUUAAAGGCAACAAGUCCUACAUUCCUCAGGGCGCCCCCUUAAGUUACCUCUCAGCAGGCUCUCCAAUCAUAGUUGCCAAUCUUUGGGAAGUGACCGACAAAGACAUUGACAGGUUCGGCAAGACAUUGCUGGAAGGGUGGUUAAGAGAAAGGUCCAACUUUAAUGGAGACUGUGACCAAUGUAGUGAAAUUUCGAAGGAGUUAAAGUCCAUGGAUAUAAAAGGAGGUCGGGGAAAUAGAAAGAGGAGGGAUAUGCAUAAUAAAUGUUGUAGGCAUAGGCCGAGAAUUGGGUCAUUCAUGGGGGAAGCUCGAAAGGCAUGCAUCCUUCGAUAUUUGAAUGGGGCAUCCCCAGUUUGCUAUGGUGUUCCCACUGGAAUUAUAAGAAAAAGUGAUUAGUUAUAACCAUCCGCCCUAGAGGUGUGCAAAUUUAUCAUGUAAAUAUAGGUUUUACUUAGGUGGUGGUGGUGUUCAGAACAUGUAACCCAUCAGUUAGGUUUAAGAAUUCCAAAUGGUACUUUUUGAGAACCGUGCCUCGAGACAUGAUGUGUCGUAACAACGGCGACAUGCAUACCCGCAAUUUAUGUUAUAGAAGACUACAUGACCGGGUAUUUGGUGGCCCCGGUUUCGGGUGUAAAAAAUGGGGACCGUGUGGUCCCGGUUUGGUAAUUUAAUGUUUGUAAUUUUUUGUAAUUUUUUUGUAAUUUUUUUGCUUUCUAGGAGGGAGGGGUGUUAAAAAAUCCCCAGAAAUAGCUCAUAUUUGUAAAAAUUUCAAACAUAUACUCUCCUACUCCAUUUUCAUUAAUUCUCCCUACUCUCU
Messenger RNA from Cuscuta europaea, 8023 nucleotides. Lineage: Eukaryota; Viridiplantae; Streptophyta; Magnoliopsida; Solanales; Convolvulaceae. The record is from the annotation of a GenBank genome assembly.